This is a messenger RNA of Rubroshorea leprosula, 986 nucleotides long. Lineage: Eukaryota; Viridiplantae; Streptophyta; Magnoliopsida; Malvales; Dipterocarpaceae. The record is from the annotation of a GenBank genome assembly.
AGAAAAAUAAAAUUUGAAAACAGAGGAGAAAUGGAAAUUGCAAAGCGUUUUGUUCUGGUUCAUGGUCUAUGCCUCUGCGCAUGGAGCUGGUACAGGACUAUUCCACUCCUCAAAUCCUCCGGCCACCGUGUAACGGCAUUGGAUCUCAGUGCAAGCGGGAUAAACCCCAAACAGCUCAACGAAGUUUCUUCGAUGUCCGAUUAUGUUCAGCCGUUGAUGGAACGCAUGGCCUCCCUACCAGAAGAAGAGAAGGUGAUUUUAGUUGGCCACAGUUACGGUGGCUUUGGCAUUUCCUUGGCCAUGGAGAAGUUUCCCCAGAAAAUCUCUGCCGCCGUUUUUUUUUUUUAACUAACCUUUCAGUAUCUGGAAACUACGUUGGGCCUGAUUAAUCCGGAAUCGAACCGAGUCGGACCCCAUAAGGCUCUGCCGCCGUUUUUGUAACGGCCUUCGUGCCAAACUCUGUAUCUCCACCAGCAACUCAAGUCCAGGAGUUCUUCAAGAGGAACCCUGCAGAGAGCUUGAUGGAUUCCCAGCUCUGGUUCGAUCAGGGGACAGAAAACCCCCCAACCUCUGCCUUCUUCGGACCAAAAUACAGAGCAACCAAUCUUUGCCAGAAUUGCAAAGCAGAGGACUUGGAAUUGGCAGGAAUAUUGAUGAGACCAAGUGGGCUAUUCCUGCCAGAUUUGGCAAAGCAAAGUCUACUAACGGAAGAGAAAUUUGGGUCGGUAGACCGGAUUUUUAUCCUCUGUGGUGAAGAUAAGGGGUUGAAUGAAGAAUUUCAGAGAUGGUUCAUUGAGAAGAGUCCACCCAAGGAAGUGAAGGUGAUAAAAGGGGCAGACCACAUGGUACCAUUGUCAAAGCCAAAGGAACUCUGCUCAUGUCUCUUGGAAAUUGCUGACAAAUUUAAUUAAGUACUAAUUGUUGAGUUAUGGUUGAAUAAUUUCACCAUCAGCUAUAUAACAUUGUUAUAAAGUUUUUUGUACUUU